Molecule: messenger RNA, 743 nt
Organism: Neopsephotus bourkii (Bourke's parrot)
Lineage: Eukaryota; Metazoa; Chordata; Aves; Psittaciformes; Psittacidae
Gene: CCDC137
Product: coiled-coil domain containing 137
Exons: 6
Coding region: 69-743 (224 amino acids)
Source: RefSeq, a predicted model, not a curated record
AGGCGGAAGAGGCGGUGGGGUUGGCACGUGGGGAGCGGCGGAGCCAUGGGAAGCAGAAGUUGGACAACAUGAAACCCAAGCACCCGGACGAGCAGGAGAUCCCCUUCCGCCUGCGGGAGCUCAUGCGGAGCCGGGAGGCCAUGAAGCGCCGGGAUCCCGGGAAGCAGAAAGCCGCAGAGAAGCAGCAGCCCAAGGCAAAGGGCCCCAAAGCCCAGGGGGACGUCCCCGUGCCCAGGUUCAGGAGAGGGAAGGGGGAGUCGGAGCGCUCCUACGUGUGCCGCAUGGAGCAGGAGGUGCAGCGCGUCCUGUUCCUCACCGAGAACCAGCUGCAGCGGGAGCCGGAGAAGGAGCUGGCGGCACCGGAGAAGUCCCAGAGGAAGAAAGCGUUUCAGAAUAAGAAGCUGGAGAAAGCUCGGAAGAAGAAGGAAGAGAAGAAAGAGGCCAUGCUGGAGAAGAGCCUGUUCCAAGACACGGUGGCAUUUGGGGACGUGGUCACGCAGCCACCCACCAUCACAUCACGGCCCAGGGGCCAGGGCCCUGCCGAGCAGGCUGGACGGAAGCGGCUCCUCCUGACGCCGCGCCUGGGCCGGAGCCCGGCGGUACCGGCAGUGCCCGUGUCCAUGGCUCGGCAGCGCAUCGUGGCGGAGGAGAGGGCUCGCGUCAUCCAGGCCUACAGGGACAUCCAGAGGCGCAAGCAGCAGCAGCGGGAGGCGGCAGAGGCCGGACGCGGGGUCGGGCGCUGA